Molecule: messenger RNA, 1203 nt
Organism: Fundulus heteroclitus (mummichog)
Lineage: Eukaryota; Metazoa; Chordata; Actinopteri; Cyprinodontiformes; Fundulidae
Gene: hsd20b2
Product: hydroxysteroid (20-beta) dehydrogenase 2
Exons: 12
Coding region: 157-1203 (348 amino acids)
Cellular component (GO): endoplasmic reticulum
Molecular function (GO): oxidoreductase activity
Source: RefSeq, a predicted model, not a curated record
AUCUUGUGCGCUAUCUAUGGUAAGCUAACGGAAAGUUGCUCCUAUGAUCUGGAAGCUGCAACCUGAGCCUGAGGGAAAAAGGGAGAACUCGGAUCAAAAUAAUACAGGUUUAAAACAACUAAACGCGGAGAAAUAUUCCUUAAGAAUGCACCCCCGAUGACCUCGUUAUGGAGGCAGGUUGUGGCAUAUGCGAGAAAAAUGCUGCUCACUCAGGAGCUCUGCCGCAAGACGUCGCUGACCGACACUCUGGCCGUCUUUGGAGGAUUAACUGUGGCUCUCUGCCUGCUGAGAUUCACCUGGAGAUGCUGGUGUGGAUUCAGACAGUUUUUUUUGUCGGAGCAGUGGCAGGUGGAUUUGCGGAAAUACGGACAAUGGGCAGUUGUUACUGGUGCCACAUCUGGCAUUGGUAAAGCUUAUGCCAAUGAGUUGGCACGAAGGGGUCUAGAUGUUGUGUUAAUAGGAAGAUCUGACGAUAAGCUCCGAAUGGUUGCCAAAGAAAUCAAAAAUGAGUACGGACGAAAGACUCACACCAUCCAAGUGGACUUCACAGAGGGUGGCAGCAUCUACUCAUCCGUCGCUAAGGAGCUCCAAGGCCUGCAGAUUGGGAUUCUGGUUAACAACGUUGGAAUGAUAUGCUCUGACCAUUUUGCCUAUUUUCUGGAGACACCAGAAGCUGAACAGAAAAUAAGUCAGAUAAUCAACUGCAACAUACUCUCUGUUCCCCAGAUGACCAGGCUGGUUCUUCCUGGCAUGGUGGACAGAGGCACAGGAUUAAUUAUUAAUAUCUCUUCUGACAUGGGUGUUCGUCCACAGCCAUUGCUGACUCUUUAUUCGGCCACCAAGAUUUUUGUAACAUAUUUCUCAAAGUGUUUGCAUGCCGAGUACAAGUCAAUGGGAAUCACUGUCCAGUGUGUGGCCCCACUCAUGGUUUCCACCAACAUGACGCACAACAUGCAGGUCAACUGUUUGGUGAAGAGUGCUUCGGGCUUCGCCUAUGAGGCUGUGAACACCGUGGGUCAUUCCAGCUACACCAGCGGCUGUCUGUCCCAUGCCCUGCAGAGUGUGGCGCUCUCGCUCCUCCUGCCAGACUGGCUCCGGAUGUCGACGUUUCUCAUCCGGGUGUUGAGAAACCUUCCAAAUACAAAAACCUAUCAGAGAAAAGCAUCUCAAGAAAAGAAGUGGCUCACAGCAAAGAAAGAGUAG